Messenger RNA from Ficedula albicollis (Collared flycatcher), 3997 nucleotides. RefSeq names its product excision repair cross-complementation group 6 like 2 (gene ERCC6L2). The transcript has 18 exons. Gene Ontology annotation, molecular function: ATP binding; ATP-dependent chromatin remodeler activity. Lineage: Eukaryota; Metazoa; Chordata; Aves; Passeriformes; Muscicapidae. The record is from RefSeq and is a predicted model, not a curated record. Bases 71 to 3670 code for a protein of 1199 amino acids.
GCCUGUGCCCGUCGGCCCCCGGUGCCUCCGCCCGCGGGCCCCGUCGGGCUUUGAACAGCCAAAAGUUAAAAUGUGUGGUGAUGAUGUCCCAGACCAUUGGCGUAUUGGGGAAAAAUGCCUGGCCCCUUGUUCUGAAAAUGGAAAACUUCAUGAAGGAACAAUAACUUCUCUUGAAAAGGACAAGAAUGGAAAAUCAUUUGCUGUUGUAUCAUUCUUGGAGUCUGAAGAAAGGAAAAUACUAAUAACAAAACUUUGUAAAGUCAAAGACAGUAGAGGAUCCUGGAAAAGCUUAAUAUUUGAUGAGGGUGAUCUGGAAAAACCAUAUUUUCCUGACCAAAAUCUUCCAUCUCCUGCAGUUGCUUUUAAAUUAUCUGACAAUGGUGAUUCUAUUCCAUAUACAAUUAACAGAUACCUGCGUGAUUAUCAAAGGGAAGGAGCCCAGUUUCUGUAUAGACAUUAUGCUAAUAAAAGAGGGUGUAUUCUUGGAGAUGAUAUGGGCCUUGGAAAGACAAUACAGGUCAUUUCAUUUUUGGCUGCAGUGUUGCACAAAAAGGGAACACAUGAGGAUAUUGAAAAUAAUAUGCCGGAAUUUUUACUGAGGACAAUGAAAAAGGGCUCAGAUUGUAACCCCAAGAAGACUUUUCUCAUAGUGGCCCCUCUUUCAGUACUGUACAAUUGGAAGGAUGAGUUAGACACGUGGGGAUACUUUAAGGUCUCUGUCUUACAUGGCAGUAAAAAGGAUGAUGACAUGAGUCGUAUCAAGCAAGGGAAAUGUGAAGUUGCUCUUACAACAUAUGAGAUACUCCGCCUGUAUUUGGAUGAAUUUAACAGUAUAGAGUGGUCUGCUGUGAUAGUGGAUGAAGCACAUAGAAUCAAGAAUCCAAAGGCUCAAAUAACUCAAACCAUGAAGUCAUUAAAAUGCAGUGUUCGCAUAGGUCUUACUGGAACCAUUCUUCAAAACAAUAUGAAGGAACUUUGGUGUGUUAUGGACUGGGCUGUACCAGGACUUUUAGGUAGCAGAGUACAUUUCAAGAAGAAAUUUUCUGAUCCAGUGGAGCAUGGCCAGAGGCACACUGCAACUAAAAGAGAGCUAGCAACAGGUCGUAAGGCCAUGGUGAAGCUAGCAAGAAAAAUGUCUGGCUGGUUUCUGAGACGUACCAAAGCACUUAUCAGUGAUCAGUUACCAAAAAAGGAAGAUCGAAUGGUAUUUUGUUCACUAACUGAAUUCCAGAAAGCAGUGUACCAGGCUGUGCUAGAGACGGAUGAUGUAACCUUGGUGUUAAGAGCAGGAGAGCCCUGUAGCUGCAACAGUGGCCGGAAAAGGAAGAACUGUUGUUACAAAGUAAAUGCACAUGGUGAAACGAUUAAGUCAUUGCGCUUCAGUUACCUAAUGAUCCUACAGAAGGUUGCAAAUCAUGCUGCACUGCUGCAGACAGACAACACUAGCAAGCUGCAGGAAGCACAUAUCAAACGAGUUUGCAGCCAGGUAUUUUCCACUUUUCCAGAUUUUGUGCAGUUAAGCAAAGAUGCGGCCUUUGAAACAAUUUCAGAUCCAAAAUAUAGUGGAAAAAUGAAGGUCCUUCAGCAACUUUUAAAUCACUUGCGAAAAAAUAAAGAUAAAGUUCUUCUUUUCUCCUUUUCCACAAAGUUGCUCGAUGUGCUGGAACAGUAUUGCAUGGCAUCUGGGCUAGAUUACCGAAGACUUGAUGGAAAUACAAAAUCAGAAGAUAGGAUCAGAAUUGUAAGAGAGUUCAACAGCAUUCCGGAAAUUAACAUAUGUCUUGUAUCUACAAUGGCUGGUGGACUGGGUCUUAAUUUUGUUGGUGCCAAUGUUGUUAUACUGUUUGAUCCUACAUGGAAUCCAGCAAACGAUCUUCAAGCAAUUGACAGAGCUUAUAGAAUUGGCCAACACAGAGCUGUUAAGGUGUUUAGAUUGAUAUCCUUGGGAACUGUGGAAGAGAUUAUGUACUUGCGACAAGUUUAUAAACAGCAACUUCACUGUGCAGUGAUUGGAACUGAAAAUGCCAGGCGGUAUUUCGAGGCAGUACAAGGAUCAAAGGAACAUCAAGGAGAGCUUUUUGGGAUUCAUAACCUUUUCAAACUUAGGAGUCAUGGGUCCUGUCUUACCAAAGACAUACUGGAGAGGGAAGGACAGGUAGAAGCAGGAGUCAUGACAGCAACUACAUGGUUGAAGGAAGAGAAUCGUUCAUGCAGCUCAGAAAAGUAUGAACAGCCAGACUGUCAAGAAGAUGGAGAUCCCCAAAGCAUUCAGGCCCAAUUAAAAAGAGAAAAAACUGAUUUUUGGGAUGAUUUCAGUGAUGAUGAUGUUCUGGAGAGUUCUGUGAAAAAAUGUGACAGAAGGAAGCCAUACAAUGAAAAUAAUUCUGUAGUAACAAAAGGACAGCUUUCCUUAAUGCAGUGUGGAUUCUCUAAGUUGUUGCAGAGAGAAAUUGAAACCGCCAAAGGAGGGGAUGAUAAUUAUAACUCCCACCAUUCAAGUUCCGUUAAUCAUAGUAUAAGAAAAAAUGUAAAUAGCAAGCAUGGUGGUUUUCAGAAAUGUCAAACCAGUGUGCCUGUUUCAGAGCAUGGGAAAGCUGUUCUGUCUCCAAAUGGAACUGAUAAACAAGAUAUACAUAGGACAGAUUGGCUUGGUUUAACAGGUUUUGACAAGGAAGGGGACAGAAAAAAUGAGGAUCAAGGCAUUUCAAAGCAAUGUGAUAUAGUCAUGGAAACUGAAAGUAGUUCUGAAGCAGAUGAUGAUGAUGAUGAUGAUGUCAUCUUUCCUACCCAAGUUAAAGUAUGCCAGCAACCAGUGCUUACUAGAGAAGUUGAAAUGCAUAGGUCAACAUCUGAAAAUUGUGAAGAGUUAGCAAAAGAAAAAGCUGGGUUUGUGUUUAAUGGAAACAGUAGACAAUUUGGAUUCCACAGUACCGAGUCAAAUUUCAGCAAUGCCAUGUCUUUUGAAGACAUAAAGAAUGACAUAGAUUUGAAGGGAGUAAGUGAUGUAAGUGAUGAGUCUGAUGAUAUUGAACUUUCCCAUAAUUCUGAAUUAAGAGAGCUAGGAACUUUGGGUUUUCCAAAGUGGAAGGAAGGAUGUGCCCUUAACAAUGAACUAGAUAAUGUCUCCAAAUCUCUACUACAAGUGAAGAAGCCUCAUAGAAAAGGAAAGCAAAGUAGUUCUCAGAAUAUAGAUGAAUUCUCAUCCUCUGAAGAUAACUUUCCAGUUGAGAAAAUCCAUGCCAGAAAGCAAAAAAAACAGAAACAGAGAGGCCGAUUUCAGUUUGGAUCUAAAAUGCUGUGUCCUAAUCAAGAUACCUCAGUUGCACAAAUGAAGUCUAGCGGUUAUGCUAUGCAUAGAACUUACGCAAGUAAAACUGUAUUUAAGCAUCAAGAGAAAACAAUAGAAUCUAUGGACAAAUAUUUAGAUGGUGUUCAAGAAGUGGCAUAUAUUCAUUCAAAUCAGAAUGUGGUUGGAUCCAGCAAGGCUGAAAAUCACUUGAGCCGGUGGGCGGUGCGAGACGUAUUUGAGUUGAAGCAGUUUUCCCAGCUCCCUGCUAAUGUAGCUGUCUGUAGUGCCAAGACACUGAGGAUGGGAGGAAGAGAAUGCUCAGCUGGAAGUCUAAUAAAUUACUUUGUUUUUUGGGAUGGCUUUUACAUUAGCCAGCUUUGAAAGAGUUGGUAAUUAAACAGCACAGCACCCUCCGUGGGAUUUUUUGGUGAGAGAAAUGGUGAGAUUAAAUAUUGGGUUUUUGAAAUCAAAUUCUGUGCCAUGAUUUUCUGUUUUGGGCCUUGAAAAAUCUUUGGUUUGUCCUGGAUCCAGUUAAGAAAAAUCCAGUUGCCACAGUACAUUCUGAAACCCCCUGUAGCAUAGAAAUUUGAGCAAACAUCAGUUUGCAGACUCUCUUGAGGAGGUGAACAUAUGCAGUUGCUAUAGUUGAGUCAAACUGUCUUUUUGAUAUCUUAAACAGAGAACUAGAGUUUCCUGGGAGUUAUUUGC